This is a messenger RNA of Lactuca saligna, 975 nucleotides long. Lineage: Eukaryota; Viridiplantae; Streptophyta; Magnoliopsida; Asterales; Asteraceae. The record is from the annotation of a GenBank genome assembly.
AUGAAGAGGAUGUUUAACGGGAAAAUACUUAUUGGAGAGACGAAAACUUUGGACCAUGUUGGUCAUCUGCCAGCGUUAAUCUCCAUUCACAGUGGGGAUGGAGAAAAAGUUAAGUAUGCGGGUGGAAUGAAAGCCAUUAUUGAGUUUGCUUCAUCGACGCUAGCUAAGAAUUUCCUAAAUAACAAAAACACUAGUAUAAGGAUCGUCAGACUCCCUAUUCGUCUAUGGUGUGAGGAUAAUUUCUCUGCUAUCGUCCGAAAGUUUGGGAAAAUCAUUGUCCCCUUCAAUCACAUUGAAGAUAGACUGGAUCUCUCGGUGGUUAAAUUGGGAAUCCUUACUGGUAUGAAGAAAAAAAUAAAUGAAGUAGUUAGAGUAGAGGUUGAAGGAAAAACGUGUGACAUUGGGGUGGUCGAGUAUGAAGACGAGCCGUGGUUCCCCUUCAAGUUUGAAAAUGAAGAGCAACCAUACGAGUCACAGUCAAAUUAUGCCACCUCUGAGGCAGAUGUUGUUGAUAGUAAAGAAGAUGAAGAAGGCAUAUCGGACACCUGGGUGGAUGAACCGGAAGAUGGAGAAAUAAUUAGCAGUGGGGAAGAUGACGGUGUCGGAGAUGGAGGUUGUUCCGGCAACCACGUGGCAUUUGAAACAAGUCCAGCUCAAAGGUCGGAGUCAAUAUUGGAACCAUCACAGGUACAUGCAUACCAUGAUAAUGGGGUAGUGGAAUCGAAUCAUGGUGAAAAUAAUGAAUUAAAUGUGAAAGAUGCCCCAAUUGAAAAUUCUGGUGGGACCAUUAUAGUAACAGGGCGGGUAGUGAACAGUUCAUCUAUGAAUCAUGUUCCCAACCUGGAUCAUUCGAAUAUGGGCUCCCCCAAGCCCAGUUCUUUCACCACUUCUCUUGCAAAGUCCGAUUGCUUUGGCCCAUUCCCAUCCAAGGUGAUUACGCCCCUGUCUCCGAACAACCUUUUGAGAAUCCGGUAA